Molecule: messenger RNA, 1218 nt
Organism: Carassius gibelio (silver crucian carp)
Lineage: Eukaryota; Metazoa; Chordata; Actinopteri; Cypriniformes; Cyprinidae
Product: ceramide-1-phosphate transfer protein
Exons: 2
Coding region: 130-765 (211 amino acids)
Biological process (GO): ceramide transport; intermembrane lipid transfer
Cellular component (GO): cytoplasm; cytosol; membrane
Molecular function (GO): ceramide 1-phosphate transfer activity; ceramide 1-phosphate binding
Source: RefSeq, a predicted model, not a curated record
UGGUCUAACGUUGCUUGAAAAAAAAUCCCGGAAGAGAAUCAAGAGGAAAGCAAAUUAUUUACAGCGAUAUUAUCCCAAUGAAGAACACAUAAGCUACUGAAAAUUAAUAUAUAGGAUUUUUUUCCAGACAUGGCAGAUACAUUCAGUCUCCAAAAGGUUCUGGAAGCAUUCAGAUCAAGUAUGAGUGAGAAUAAGGAGGUUUACAUUAAAUAUUAUAUAGCAGGAUGGCAAGAGCUGGUCUCCUUCAUGAAUAGUUUAGGGAACGUGUUUUCUUUCAUCUCCAAGGAUGUGGUCAGCAAAAUCCAGAUCCUAGAGAACUUCCUCUCAGGAGAAAACGGGUCCUAUUAUGCCACCAUCCAGUCCAUGGUGAAGUAUGAGCUGGAGAAUGACCUGGUGGACCUCACCAAAAGAGACAGCCACCCAGAAUCUGGCUGCCGCACUCUUCUGAGGCUCCAUCGGGCUCUGCGCUGGCUGGAGCUGUUCCUGGAGAGACUACGAACCAGCAGCGAGGACAGCAAGACCUCCGUCAUGUGUUCUGAUGCCUAUAACGAGUCUCUGGCUCAGCACCACCCCUGGCUCAUCCGGAAAGCUGUCGGCGUGGCGUUCUGUGUCCUUCCAGGGCGGGACACAUUCUUUGAUGUGAUGAAUGCGGGGGAUCACACGCAAGUGGUGGCUCUGUUGGGAGAGUCUUUGCCUCUCAUUGCUGAAGUCUACCAGAUCACAGAAGACUUGUAUGCGAAGAACAACCUCCUGGAGUUGCCAUAGAGGGGGGCUGAGAUGUAUUUUUAUCUUAACACUAAUUAAUACACAAUCCUUGUGGCACAUCUACAAACAUCAACUUAUUUGUCUGGCUUUUUAUAAACCAAACAAACAUGCAAUAUGCAGAUUUAAUGCUCAUUUUAAGCUAUCAACUACACAACACCAAGUGGGCAUUAAAUGCUGGGUGUACUUCAAUAUAUUUGAGCUUAGGGAACAAUAUAAAGCUAUUUAAAGGCAAAGGAUGUGCAUGAUACAUAUUUAAAUUAGAAUUUAAAAGUGAACUAAUGUAUAUUUGAAUAUAUAGCUCUUUUUUUCGUGAGUGUUAAUUAUUUUAUUGGAAAUACUUUUACUUGAAUUCAUGUCGAAUGUGCGUCAUACAUCUGCAGUUUUGUUGAAACUACAAAGCGGGGAUUUUGUAGUGAAUGUAUAAAUAAUAUGUAAUUAAAUAAUUGAAAAUAA